GAUGCAUAAAGGCAGAGGACAGUGCGCGCCACUGGAUGCGAGCAGCUCAAAUCGCAGCAGCAACUCCACUCCAUGUUUUGCCCUGCCCUUGUGCGCUCUGCUCGCCGUGCAGCGUGUCUCCGUUGCAUUUUGCUUUCCUCACACCGAGACGAGCACUGGGCUGCUGUGUGUGCGGGAGAAGUUGUUUGCACAGAGAGCACCAGGUAGCAACUGUCUUCUUCAAACGGAUUCGUCCAAGCUGGGAUCAAUCGGACUCGUCAGGGUCUUUUUCAUAUUCGAGGUGGAAAAGACGAAGCUUUUGCAAUGAGGUGGACGUACCAGUAUCUAAAGUGAGGAGUGAUUGUCAUUUUUUUUCUCUUCUUUUUGUUUUAAUGAACAUCUGACACCUGCUCACUGGAGACAUUUUUUUUUAACCAGCUCUUCUGGGAUUUGUUUUGUUCUUUUUUUGACAGAGCUCGUAUUUCCCUGUGAAACAUUAUCAAGGAUUUCACUGAUGUAUGCGAUGUGGAGACUGCAAGUCGCCUUAUGUACUCUGUCGGUGCUGUCCCUGUCAUCUGCUGCUGAAAGCAAAGCGCGGAGCUGUAGCGAGACUAGGCAAGCUUAUAACGCUAAAGGAUUCAGCCUCGUCAAUGUGCCUCAUCAGGAAAUAUCAGGUGAGCACCUGCGUGUCUGUCCUCAGGGAUACACCUGCUGCACAUCCGAGAUGGAGGACAAACUCAACCAGCAGAGCAAACUGGAGUUUGAGAACAUGGUUGAGGAGAGUAGCAACAAUAUGAGGACGACAUUUGUCUCGAGGCAUAAAAAGUUUGAUGAGUUUUUCUUGGAGUUACUGGACAAUUCUGAGAAGUCGCUCAACAGUAUGUUCACACGGACAUACGGCAAGCUGUAUAUGCAGAACUCGGAGGUGUUCCAGGACCUGUUCACUGAGCUGAAGCGCUACUACACAGGGGGCAACGUCAACCUGGAGGAGAUGCUUAAUGACUUUUGGUCCAGGCUGCUGGAACGCAUGUUCCAGUUACUCAACUCCCAGUACCACUUCACAGAUGACUACCUAGAGUGCGUCAGUAAAUACACAGAUCAGCUAAAGCCCUUUGGAGAUGUGCCCAGGAAACUGAAGGCCCAGGUCACCAGGGCCUUCAUUGCUGCCCGGACAUUUGUCCAGGGGCUAAUGGUGGGUCGGGAAGUUGCCAACAGGGUUGCCAAGGUGAAUGUAGCACCAGCAUGUGUCAAAGCCUUGACUAAGAUGCUGUACUGCCCAUACUGUCGCGGCAUGCCUGGGCUAAAACCUUGUCACAACUACUGUCACAACGUUAUGAGGGGCUGUCUUGCGAACCAGGCAGACCUAGAUGCUGAAUGGAACCUCUUCAUCGAUGCUAUGUUACUGGUGGCAGACAGACUGGAGGGACCCUUCAACAUUGAAGCAGUUAUAGAGCCAGUUGACAUCAAGAUCUCUGAGGCCAUCAUGGCCAUGCAGGGCAACAGCAUGCAAGUGUCAGCCAAGGUUUUUCAAGGGUGUGGCCAGCCAAAGCCAUCAGGAAUAGGCAGGUCUGCGCGUGGCAUCUCAGAUGUGUUCAGUGCUCGCUUCAGACCCUACACCCCUGAAGAGAGGCCAACCACAGCAACUGGAACCAGCCUGGAUAGACUGAGGGUUGUGUGGAGGACAAUGCAACACAGUGUGAUUGACAUCAAAGAGAAGUUGAAGGAAUCCAAGAAGUUCUGGUCCAACCUGCCAGAUGAUAUCUGUGCCAAGGGCAAGCUCACAGAGUCUGACGAGGAUCAGUGCUGGAACAGCCACACAAAGGCUAGAUAUUUCCCUGAGGUGGUGAAGGAGGGUCUAACCAACCAAGUGAACAACCCAGAGGUGGAUGUUGAUAUCACCAGGCCUGACACACUGAUACGACAGCAGAUCAUGGCUCUACGUGUCAUGACCAACAAGCUAAAGAACGCCUACAAUGGAAAUGACAUCUACUUCCAGGACUCAAGUGACGAGGGCAGUAGUUCCGGCAGUGGCAGUGGCUGCUCUGACGGCUGCACAACAGAGUUUGUUUUUGUUGGAACAGAGGCUCCUGUGAUCGGAGCCGACAGAAGCAAUGAACGUGCAGCAGCAGCAGCCGCAGGCAAGUCAUUUUCCCGCGGACCCUCCCUACUGCUGGUGGUGGCCGCCCUCGCACUUCCACUCUGGGUAAUACAGACUCAAUGGAGAUAAUACACGAGUGUGGCCUGAUCACUGACUUUUUUACUGUUACGUACAGUACAGUAUGUGUAACAGCAAGUUCUACUGCUGUUCCCUCACUGGACACUGGAAACCUGUCGAGAAUGGCUUACUGUGUUGUAUGGUAGGACUGGCAGUGAGUGCAGUGCUGCAUCCUGCUCGUCCCCCAAAUAAUGCUCGGUGCCAUCACUGAACCAGCUUUCUCAACAAAAAAAAAAAACAUGUGGUAUUUUUUCUCAUUAUUCUAAAGUGGGUUUUAAAAAAACUAGUAAACAAUCGGAUCUGAUUUUUCAGAUAAAAUGGAAUUUAUUUUUGUUUUACUUUGUAUGAUGAAGUUGUGAAAACAAGACAACACCCAAUUUGUCUUAUUAGUCUUUUCCCCCUCAGAUAAAAGGAGAAAGUCUUACUGUGUGCAUGCAUGGAAAUAAUGUUAACUGACAAAAACAUGUUUUAGUUUUUUUUUUUUUUUAUGCAGGCUACACAGUUUUGGAUUGGUUGGUACAGCAUUGUACAGUGCUAGCAGUUUGGUCAUAUCAUUAUGGCUUCAGGAAGCAGCAGUUUUUACAGCCACUUUAUAGUUGCACAUUUGAUUAUCUCUAAGAAAUUGCUAAUGUACUGCACUACUUUGCACAGAUUAUUUUUGUCGGCUUCAUAAGUUUAUAAAGCUACAGGAAACAUCCACCCCAUAGAGACGGAAUAUCUAUAUUUUCAGAUAAUUUAACUGAUUGUAUUGUACUUAUAAACGGUUGCAGUAUGUAUUUCACUGGGAGGUACUGUCAUGUUAUCUUACUGGUUUAGUUAAUGGCUACAUUUUUUAUAAAUGUUGUUUUUACAAAAUAUUUGAUCACCUCUAAAAAUUAAGCCAUUAUACUACAAUUGCCUGCUAACUACAUUUAGUUACCUGAUUAACAUUCUUCUUUUUGGGUACUUAACACGUACUUAAACAGUUUAUUUUUUAUUUUUCAGAGGACUCAGAGUGUAUUAGUGAUAUUAGGUAUAUGUUAAUGACAUUUUAUGUAUUUUCUUUGCUCCCAUGCUUUAAUUAUUUAUGAUUUAUGUUGAAUGUUUGUAUUACUUGUUUAUGUUGAAUGUAUGAAAGGUUACACAUUACCCUACACCUGGAAGUUCAGCCCGCUGACAGGCUUUGCAGGUUCACCCAUUCACAUUUUGUGGAGCACUAUGCUGAAAUUUGCGUGUUGUUGUUUGGCCAAUCAUGACAGACCAACCACCCCUACAGGCUAAAGGUUAUACAAGGCCCAUGCUUUCCUAAAAGACAUGUACAAAGUCAGCAACUAAAA
This is a messenger RNA of Etheostoma spectabile (orangethroat darter), 3510 nucleotides long. RefSeq names its product glypican-6. Gene Ontology annotation, biological process: regulation of protein localization to membrane; cell migration; regulation of signal transduction. The coding region runs from base 494 to 2206 and encodes 570 amino acids. The record is from RefSeq and is a predicted model, not a curated record. Gene Ontology annotation, cellular component: synapse; plasma membrane; extracellular region. The transcript is spliced from 10 exons. Lineage: Eukaryota; Metazoa; Chordata; Actinopteri; Perciformes; Percidae.